UGUUUCUGGAGGCUUCCUGGACUGCGUGGAGACGAGCGACCUGAGAGAGAGAGAGAGAGAAGGCAAGGGAAGGAGGAGAAGAAGGGGGACGAAGCGGACGAGGCGCGCGCGCGCCAUCUUUGCUUUGCUUCCUCUCUCUUCCCUCUCCUCUCCUCUCCUCCGGUCGUCGGCCUCCCCGGCCGGCCGGCGCCUGCCCGUGCUUGAGGCGCGGCGGCGGAUACGGGGGGUGACGACAUGGCCGACGGGGGAGAGAAGUGCCGGGACGCGGCCGGCGAGGGCGGCGGCGGCGGCGACCUGUACGCCGUGCUCGGGCUCAAGAAGGAGUGCUCCGACGCCGACCUCAAGCUCGCGUACCGGAAGCUCGCCAUGAGAUGGCAUCCGGACAAAUGCUCAUCCUCCAGCAGUGCAAAGCACAUGGAGGAAGCCAAGGAGAAGUUCCAGGAGAUCCAGGGCGCCUAUUCCGUCCUCUCAGACUCAAACAAGCGGUUCCUCUACGACGUGGGGGUAUAUGAUGAUGACGACAAUGACGAUGACAACCUGCAGGGGAUGGGGGACUUCAUUGGUGAGAUGGCCCAGAUGAUGAGCCAGGCACGGCCAACGAGGCAGGAGAGCUUUAAAGAACUGCAGCAGCUAUUCGUAGACAUGUUCCAAGCUGAUCUUGAUUCGGGUUUCUGCAAUGGACCCUCAAAGUGCUACCAUACCCAGGCCCAAAGCCAGACUCGAACAUCCUCAACCUCCCCUUCGAUGUCACCGUCUCCACCGCCUCCAGUAGCUACUGAGGCAGAAUCGCCAUCAUGUAAUGGUAUUAAUAAGCGUGGUUCAUCAGCAAUGGACUCUGGGAAGCCUCCAAGAGCCAGCGAAGUCGGUUCUGGACAGAGUCAAUCAGGGUUUUGUUUCGGGCAGAAGAGUGAUGCUAAACAAGCGGCGAAGACGCGAAGCGGGAACACGGCCAGCCGGAGGAGGAACGGCCGGAAGCAGAAGGUGUCGUCGAAGCACGACGUCUCGUCUGAGGACGAGAUGCCAGGUUCGCAGUGGCACGGCGUGGCCUGACCUUUUGUUCGUGACUGGUUUGGUCCUUUGAUGUGCCGGAGCACCGAGCUGCUGCCGCUGCCACUCUGCCGUGGCGGUGGCGCUGCUCGGAGUGAGUGACCGGGCGUGCCAAAACUCGUCGAUGCUGCUGCUACUGCGCAAUUCUUUCUCUCCAUCCGUGUCGCGGCUGUGUUGUACUACGUAGACAUUGCAUUUUACAAUUGAUUCUCAGUACCUAUCUGUCUUGCUGUUCAAUUUCAAGAACUGAAGAAGUCAUGUUGGGGAAAUCAAUGAUUGACGAAGCUUCUAUGAUAAACAGAACAAUAGGGGUGGGGUGAUCACGGUUCUAAGAGUUGAAAAGGGAUGCAAUGGUAUACAUAACUGCCAAUCUAUAGAAGUUUUCCAUUUUAUAUUUA
Molecule: messenger RNA, 1445 nt
Organism: Oryza sativa Japonica Group (Japanese rice)
Lineage: Eukaryota; Viridiplantae; Streptophyta; Magnoliopsida; Poales; Poaceae
Source: RefSeq, a predicted model, not a curated record